Molecule: messenger RNA, 1131 nt
Organism: Drosophila eugracilis
Lineage: Eukaryota; Metazoa; Arthropoda; Insecta; Diptera; Drosophilidae
Product: glycoprotein-N-acetylgalactosamine 3-beta-galactosyltransferase 1
Exons: 4
Coding region: 37-1101 (354 amino acids)
Cellular component (GO): membrane
Molecular function (GO): N-acetylgalactosaminide beta-1,3-galactosyltransferase activity
Source: RefSeq, a predicted model, not a curated record
AAUCGAACGUCGCCGAGAACACAACGCUUGCGCAGAAUGACGGCCAAGAUUAAGUUGCGGUCUCAACUGCAUCUGCUGACGGGUUUCAUGGCGGGAUUCGUCUUGGCCUUCGUGUUGCUCCUGUACGUCUACGAUGUGAGCAGGGUGACGCCCUACUGGAGCAGUUCUUCUACGAUGUCCACGGCUACGGCCAGGAUAGAGGAUUUUCCGCCCGCGAGGAUACUGUGCAUGGUGCUCACCUAUCCGGAAAACGUAGAGAGCUUGGCCAAAACUGUCUACAAUACGUGGGGUCGACGCUGCAGCCGCUUGAUUUUUGCCAGCAGCGAGGAUUACGAGCCACUGGGCGUAGUUGGGGUGGUCGAACCAGGUGGUGGAGGCUACGAAGAUCUGUGGAUCAAAACACGGGAGGGAUUUCGCCACCUUUGGGAAAACUUUGGCCGAGACUACGAUUGGUUUCUUAAGGCAGAUGAUGAUACGUAUGUGGUUAUGGAGAACCUGCAGCACCUGCUAAGCGGUUUCGAUCCGGAUACACCCGUCUACUUUGGCUACAAAAUGUCACGGUAUAAUGUGAGUUAUAUGUCUGGCGGUGCUUCGUACAUUCUGAGUCGCCAGGCACUCCAUCGAUUUAUGACAAGAGCCUAUGAGUCGGAGGUGAUUUGUCCACAGCCGAAAAAGAUGGGCAUCGAGGACUUUUACAUGGGCGUGUGUCUCCAGAAUGUGGGUGUCCACUUUGUUGACUCUGCACAGGCUUUGGAUGGAGAUAGGAAACCAAAGUUUAUGCCUCUGGACCUUGAGAACUAUAUGUCGGAUGGAAAUUAUACUAUUCCGGAAUGGUUGCGCCUGAUGAGUGUGCCAAAAGUUGAAACCGGCUUGGGCUGUUGCUCAAAUUAUUCAGUGGCUUUCCAUUACGCUAGCCGCGAGCGCAUGUUUCUCUACGAGUUUCUUAUAUAUCAUCUCAAAGUUUAUAAGCCUGAUCAAAUUUCGGAGAGCAAUCAUAGAAAUCGUUUAACUUUAUCUGAUUUAGUGAGGCGAUUUCCCCUGGAAAAUAACUCCUAUGUCAAAGACUUGCUACAAAUGUCUGAGAAACCUGAUAAUUUUUAAUUAUUUAAUUUUAUUGUUAUUUUAGCUAAA